Messenger RNA from Spizellomyces punctatus DAOM BR117, 1619 nucleotides. RefSeq lists its product as uncharacterized. Gene Ontology annotation, molecular function: pyridoxal phosphate binding; transaminase activity. Gene Ontology annotation, biological process: biosynthetic process. The transcript is spliced from 9 exons. NCBI's taxonomy places the organism in Eukaryota, Fungi, Chytridiomycota, Chytridiomycetes, Spizellomycetales, Spizellomycetaceae. The coding region runs from base 55 to 1443 and encodes 462 amino acids. The record is from RefSeq and is a predicted model, not a curated record.
AUCCCCGAUGAUCUCUUUUGCGUGGUUUAACUCAGAGCGCUUUUGGUUCGUGGUAUGACUGCCACUGCUGCAAACUGUCGGCACUCUACACACCUGCGAAGUCUCGCUUUUCCUCCUUCGUUUGUUGUGAUAGAUUGUUCACCAUCACUGCCAUUCAUAACAACGCGAUUCAGAACAAUGACCAGCGAAGCAAGUAACCCUGAUGACUAUUCACGAUUCUUUACUGUCCGCAGUGCGGCGAGGAAGCCGUCUGCAAUCAGGGCCUUGCAGCCCCUUUUGUCCAUUCCUGGCAUGAUCUCCCUAGGAGGCGGCAACCCAAACCCGACAACAUUCCCGUUCAAGGAGCUUAGUUUCACAUUGAAGGAUGAGGCAGGAGGCGGGGAGAUUCAUGUUGAGAGUGGAGACUUGCAGAAAGCUUUGCAAUAUAGUCCCACGAAUGGGAUACCAGAGUUUGUUGCCUGGUUAAAAGAACUGCAAACAUCCGAACACUCACCAUUGUACGAUUCGUUUGAUGUUUGCGUUGGGAACGGGAGUCAAGAUGUACUUACAAAGGCCUUUGAGAUGCUGCUUGCCGAAGGAGAUAAUCUCUUGAUCGAGUCACCUGCAUACGUUGGAUCUUUGGCAUUUUUGAAACCUUUGGGAUGCAAGUUUGUGGAGGUACCGGUGGAUAAGGAUGGCCUGGAUUCGGACAAAUUAGAGGAGAUCUUGAGCGGAUGGAAGGAUGUCCGAACAAGGCCCAAGGUUCUGUAUACAGUACCUGUCGGUGGUAACCCAACAGGGGUGAGCACAUCGGUGGAACGGAAGCGAAAGAUAUACGAGAUAGCAAAGCGGUACGAUAUCAUCAUCCUGGAAGAUGAUCCAUAUUACUACCUGCAGUUUGGUGACAAGCGAGCAGCCACUUACUUCUCUAUGGACGCAGACAAGAGAGUCCUGCGCUUUGACUCCCUCUCCAAAAUCUUCUCGGCCGGCAUGCGUAUCGGAUGGGUAACAGGUCCAAAACCCCUAGUCGACAGAAUUGUACUGCAUGGCCAAGCGACGAUGCUCCACCCUUCCGGAUUGAGUCAGAUGCUCGCCUACCAACUACUGAAAAAGUGGGGACGUGAUGGGUUUUUGAAGCACACCAGAAGUGUUGCUGGGUUUUACGAACAAAAGCGGGAUUUAUUCUUGCAGAGCGCUAGCAAAAGGCUGCAGGGUGUUGCGGAAUGGACUGUUCCUGAUGCGGGAAUGUUUGUUUGGUUGAAGCUCCUCGGAAUAACAGAUUCUUCAGAUUUAAUUAAGCAAAAAGCGAUGGAAAAGAAGGUGCUGCUAGUCCCUGGUUUUGAGUUCUUCCCAAAUCCCACUACAACACCCUAUGUUCGAGCAUCUUAUUCUAUUGCGGAAGCUGAGGAUAUGGAUGAGGCGUUAAGGAGGUUGCGUGAAUUGGUAGAGGAGGCUAGAAGUUAGAUUAACUAGCGAACAGAGUGGGAACUAGUUAACAGAUGUUAGAUGAUGUCAAAUGGGUGGUUGCAUUCUGCAUUCAUAUAAAUCAAUCAUUUAACCACAAUGCGGAAACUCUAAAAGUGUGGUGUGGACUUGUCGUGGUUUUUGCGGGCUUGACGGGAAGGAACAAGUGGUGCAUG